Messenger RNA from Bacidia gigantensis, 444 nucleotides. RefSeq lists its product as uncharacterized. The record is from RefSeq and is a predicted model, not a curated record. The coding region runs from base 1 to 444 and encodes 147 amino acids. NCBI's taxonomy places the organism in Eukaryota, Fungi, Ascomycota, Lecanoromycetes, Lecanorales, Ramalinaceae. The transcript has 2 exons.
AUGGACCUCCCCAACCUGCCUCACACGCUCAUCACGCUCGCCGAAUCCGCCGAAUCCAUAGCCAGUGGCCUGCAUGAAUUUCUACCGCACCAUACUUCCAACGCCUCCGCCCAGAUCACCAGCGUGAUCGCCCAGCUCUUCUCCCUCUCCUCCGGCCUCCAAAUCCUCACACAGCCGAUCCGCGCGCUUUCACCUCCGCCGCCCUAUCAUCCCUCCCCUCAAGAUCUAGACCAUUAUGAAGAGCAUGAGGAGGAGAUUGCGGACCUGUGCUACAGCCUUGAUUACACGUUCAAAGAUUUUCAGAGAAUCAUAGGAGAUGGGCUGCUGGAGGGCAGGGAGGAGGGGUGGGGGAAGGGCGAGACGUUCCGCGCAACUUGGAGGAGCGUAAGUCGAGCUCUCUGUUUCAAUUGGAAUUUUCAUGCGGUGGACAGCCAUGAGGUGUGA